Molecule: messenger RNA, 3255 nt
Organism: Haliotis rufescens (red abalone)
Lineage: Eukaryota; Metazoa; Mollusca; Gastropoda; Lepetellida; Haliotidae
Exons: 5
Coding region: 12-1328 (438 amino acids)
Source: RefSeq, a predicted model, not a curated record
UUGAUGUACACAUGUUACCAUGUAUUCCAGGCAAGCCAGGGAAGAUGAAUAUCACUGCCACCGACCUGCCUAGUGUGGGUGAGAACAUAACCUUGACGUGUUCCUCCACGUCCCGGAGUCUUCCAGCUGACCACAGUCUCAACAUGGCCUACAUCUGGAGAAGAAACACCACCAGCUUACUGUGUGGAGAAAGGUGCCAAAUGUCAGGCUCCACCUUGACAAUCACAGAUGUCAGAGAGGAGGACAGUGGUAGCUACUCAUGCCAGGGUACAGAGGAGGGUGGACAGGUGUCGCGAUGGAGCAGCAACUUUGUCCUGGAUGUUCAACUACGAAGCAGCACGAAUACGCAUACGACCUCUUCUGACAUUAUCAUUGGCUGUUCAAUACUGGCUAUCAUAUUGCUCGUCGUUGCUGUUGUGGUACUCGUCCGACACAAGAAUAUCAGAGAACGCUGGAAACGAAGGUUUCGUCAAGUCACUCCAGCCGACGAUACAAGCAUGUCACUUCCAGACUUGACCUAUCCUGAUUAUGAGGUCAUUGAGGAUACGUGUAUGCCGCCGCACCAAGGAUCAGCUGAAGGACAACGACCAGAUGUUACCAGUAACUUGGGCUGCCAAGAGGUUAGAUCGACCUAUGCUGAGUUUGUUGAGGCCAAUAUGCCACAAGCGGAAUCAUCUGAAGGACAGAAGGGAGAUGAAGAGGUCAGAUCGACAUCCCAGAGUUUGAAACAUCCAGCAACCAAGGCACCAGACCAAGGGGAUUUGGGCUGUACUGACCCAGAAACUACUUCAGAAUCUGGGAUUGGAGAGAGGAGGAGACAAAUGCCAACCGAAAUCCCUGAAGUGGAUGGAAAUGAUCCAUUUGGGGAACAAGGUAUGACAGUACAUGGUGCAUAUUUGAUUCCGUGUUGUCCUCCCAGGAAACACUGUCGUGGUGAAAGUAAGAAGGAAGAUGGUAUCAGUGCGGCUAAAGCUCAGUCAGUAAGCUCUCCUGUAGGCGCUCAACCCGACACAGUGUUGGGAAUCAUAUCUGAUUUAGACAAUAUCAUUGCUGAAACAAUGUCCAUUAUCCAACAAAGAGAAGAAAGACUACGCAAAACUAUUAGUGGUAUCAAAAGAGAUACUAUUGAGGCACACAAGGAGUUGGUGGUAAAGGUAUCACCAGAAAGAAGUGGUAUUAUGGCGACACAACUGGACAGUAAAGAACACAAUAUGCAACUUUCCCUCAAUGAAGAUGGAAACAUUGUUGAUGACACGGAAUGCGUGAGCAAUGACGUACAUGACGGUUUUAUCUUGCCAGGUCAGUGCGAUGACAAAAUUGUGUUAUAACUCGACCGCAUCCCUCUGACGUAGCUCAACUAACUAGCCUUAUCAUCUAUCUGUAUCUGUGGAUGCAACACCUACAUUGUCUAACAUACCCGUUCUCCUCCGUGAGCCUUCAUAUACAGAGUCAUCUGUUGUGAUCCUGUGCGCCAAAGUAACUGACCACAAGACAACCUGGGAUAAGGGAGGCUGGGAAAUUUACAGAAAAGAGCAUAUUUUUCUUUCAACGCUCCAAGACAACUCUUCACAAUGAUGAGGCACGCCACUCAUCACGCCUGCAUAUCCCCUAACAAGACAACUCUUCACAAGGAUGAGGCACGCCCCCAUCACCCCUACAUAUCCCCUAACUAGAACUCAGCUGAAGGACACAGACCACAUGUUUCAAGUAGCGCGGCCUGUCAAGGGGUUUCAUUUGGAGCUCUCAGUAUGGAUCAUAUGUCACUCCAAUACAUGACUUAUCCUGGUUAUGAUAUCAUCGGUGAAAUGUAUAUGCCACACCUAGGAGCAGCCGAAGAACAAAAGGCAGAUGUUAACAGUAGCCUGGGCUGUCAAAAGGACAGCUUGGUGACUCCUAAAGUGGGACAUCAAGCACCCACGGAACCAGACCAAGGACAUUUGGAUCAUACUGAACCAUAAACUUCUUCAGACUCAAGAGGCAGGGUACAUAGAAGGCAGGUGAAAAACGAAGUGGAUGAAAAUGUGUCUGUGAGGCAACACAGUAUGACUGUACAGGAACCUGAAACAGUCCACGAUGGUGUUACUGUAAUUAUGUUAAACCAUCUCGGGAAAUACUAUCCUGAUGAAAGCAAAGAUAAAAUUGGAAUCUCCUUUCAACGCCCUUCAGAAGACCUUGAGUCAGUCAGAUUUCCCGUAGAUGCUCAACCAGACACCGGGUUGAAAAUCAUGUCUGACAAUGUCAUUACUGAAACAAUGUCCAUUCACACUCCAAGAGAAGCGAGAUGUAGGAAUGCUGAAGCACAUCAGGAGUUCGUAGGGAAGGUAUUAUCAGAGAUUAGUUGUAUGUUGGCAACACAAAUUGACAGUACAAAACACAGUGUUGACAUGUUGGACGUGGAGCAGAAUUACCUCUAUGAAGAUGUUAGCACAGCUGAUGAAACUGAACCCUCGUGCGAUAACGGAUAUGAAGGUUUUAUGGCGCAAGGUCAGUGCGAUGAUGGAUAUGAAGGCUUUAUGGUGCAAGGUCAGUGCGAUGACGGAUGUGAAGGUUUCAUGGUUCAAGGUCAGUGCGAUGACGGAUAGGAAGGUUUUAUGGCGCUAGGUCAGUGCGAUGAUGGAUAUGAAGGCUUUAUGGCGCAAGGUCAGAGCGAUGACGGAUAUGAAGGUUUUAUGGUGCAAGGUCAGAGCGAUGACGGAUAUGAAGGUUUUAUGGUGCAAGGUCAGUGCGAUAAUAGAUAUGAAGGUUUUAUGGCGCAAGGUCAGUGAGAUGAUGGAUAUGAAGGUUUUAUGGCGCAAGGUCAGUGCGAUGAUGGAUAUGAAGGUUUAAUGGCGCAAGGUCAGUGCGAUGAUGGAUAUGAAGGUUUUAUGGUGCAAGGUCAGUGCGAUGACGGAUUUGAAGGUUUUAUGGUGCAAGGUCAGUGAGAUGACGGAUAUGAAGGCUUUAUGGUGCAAGAUCAGUGCGAUAACGGAUGUGAAGGUUUCAUGGCGCAAGGUCAGUGCGAUGACGAAUAUGAAGGUUUCAUGGCACAAGGUCAGUGCGAUGAUGGAUAUGAAGGUACCAUGGCGCAAGGUCAGUACGAUGAUGGAUAUGAAGGUUUCAUGGCGCAAGGUCAGUGCAAUGAUGGAUGUAAAGGCUUUAUGGCGCAAGGACAGUGGGAUGAUGGAUAUGAAGGCUUUAUGGCGCAAGGUCAGUGCGAUGACGGAUGUGAAGGUUUCAUGGUUCAAGGUCAGUGCGAUGACGGAUAGGAAGGUUUUA